AUGCGCCGGUUGCUCGGGUUCGCGCUGCCCCGGCCAAUGCCGCCACCGUCGCUUUUGCCGUCGGCGCCGCCGGUCGAGAGAGAGAGCGAAGACCGCGUCGGCACGAACAUGCUGAUCAUCCUCGGAGCCCUGCUCUGCGUGCUCCUGUGCGGGCUCGGGCUCAGCUCAGCCGCGCGGUGGGCUAAGCGGCGGGCAUCGCUCGGCGGCGCACCGGGGGUGUCGCCGGCGCGGGGGUUCGCCGUCAUGGGGCUGAAGAAGCGGGCGCUGCGGCGGAUCCCAGUGGCCGUGCACGCGCAGGGCGUAGGCGCCACCGCCACCGACUGCCCGAUAUGCCUGGGGGCGUUCGGCGAAGGGGAGACGGUGAGGGUGCUCCCUCACUGCAACCACCGCUUCCACGUCCCCUGCAUCGACAGGUGGCUCUCCUCGCACCCCUCCUGCCCCACCUGCCGUCACUCUCUCCUCGACCUGCCGGCGGCCGCCGCCGACCGGAUCAGUUGA
Spirodela intermedia is the source of this 498-nucleotide messenger RNA. Lineage: Eukaryota; Viridiplantae; Streptophyta; Magnoliopsida; Alismatales; Araceae. The record is from the annotation of a GenBank genome assembly.